AAGAUGCAGUGGACCCCAGAGCACACCCAGUGGGCGGAGCAGCACUUUGACAUCUCCUCCACCACACGCUCUCCAGCGCACAAAGUGGAGUCGUACCGCGGCCACCUGCAGAGGACGUAUCAGUACGCCUGGGCCAAUGACGACAUCUCCGCUCUCACCGCCUCCAACCUGCUCAAGAAGUACGCCGAGAAGUACUCAGGCAUCCUGGAGGGGCCCGGAGACAGGACCCUGCUGUGCUCCUACUCUGAGAGCUCCACUGGACUCAUGAACGGACGCAAGGCCGACAAUGAGUCCUGGCAGGAGGGUAUUUACCCAAUGAACUGUGCUCCAGAUGUUAUAUCUGUGAGCAAAGCAGGCAUGACAGCUGCCCUGCCCCCCUCUGAGGCCUCUGCGAGCAUGGGCAGCUCCCCCGGGGUGGCCAGCAGCCUGUCGGAGCCCUGUUACUCCAGCAGUAACUGUGGGAGCCACACAGCCACUACCCUGCACUCAGGCCUGGGCUCUCAGGAGUACAGCUCCAGCUACAGCGCCCCCUACCUGCACUCUUACAGUGGACAGAGCACCCCUGCACUGCCCUCCCCUCACCCCUCUCCUCUGCACAGCUCCGGACUGCUCCAGCCUCCUCCUCCCUCUUUAGUCUCCAGCUACAACGCUGGCUCUCCAAACCUGCCUAACUACAAUUACCCUUCAACAGGCUAUUCCUCUCAGAGUGCAGUGGGUCCCGGUUACAGCCCUGGGGGUGCCCCCCCUCCUUCUGCUUAUCUGCCGUCCGGUUUAGCUGCCCCCACACCCAUCCCUCCCUCCACCCUACCCGGCUACACCUACCCCUCCCACAGCCACACCCCCCUCACCCCCACCCCUCUGAACGGCAGCGCGUCCGGCUCAUUAAAGCGAAAGGCUUUCUACAUGAGCACACAUGGAGAUGUGGACUCCAGCUACGCUCACUUCAACUACAGCCAGCAGCGCUCUGCACACAGCCCCAUGUACAGGGCCCCCGACAGCAGCGUGCCCGACUCCACUCGUGCUAACGCCUUUGACAGGGGCACAGAGGGCUUUAAGACGAGCAAACAGCCCUCUGAUGCUCAGAGGAAGUUCAGCGGAACUCCAGGCAGAGCACUGACUCCUCCCUCUUAUGGAUGCACUAAGGGCUCCGGCCCUGACCACAGACCUGAGGCCUACAGCUCUGAGCUGGGCUCUGGCUCCUCGGUCCACGCUGCAGAGGAGCAGCUCAAGAAUAGCGACUCCAGCUUGGUGGAGCUAGUGAGCACAGAGGUGUUGCAGCCAGGGCCCCCUGUGGACUGGAGUGACAUUGCAGGUCUGGAGAUGGUCAAAGCCACCAUCAAAGAGGAGAUCCUGUGGCCACUGCUAAGGCCGGACAUGUUCAGUGGACUGUCCACUUUACCGCGCAGUCUGCUGCUCUUUGGACCUCGGGGCACAGGGAGGACUCUGCUGGCCCGCUGCAUGGCCAGCCAGCUGGGGGCAGUGUUCCUGCGCCUGAGUGCCUCGGCUCUGGUCACUAAGUGGUUAAGUGAAGGGGAGAAGAUCCUGCAGGCCUCUUUCUUGAUGGCGCGGUGCAGGCAGCCGGCCGUGCUCUUCAUCAGUGACGUAGAGCUGCUGUUAUCGGCUCAGCUCAGUGAGGACAGUCCAGUGAAAACUCUGAAAAGUGAGCUGCUGCUGCAUUUAGACAGUGUACUGAGCUCCACACAGGACCAUGUGCUAGUGGUGUGCUCCUCCAGUAAACCUGAGGACAUCCCUGAGGCUCUGAGACGGUACUUCACUAAAAGACUGCUGGUGCCUCUGCCCGAUGGAGCGGCCAGACACCAGAUGAUCAGCACUCUGCUGGCUCAGCACAACUACUGCCUGAGUGAGAAGGAGCAGGCUCUGCUGGUAAAGCGGACUGAGGGUUUUUCUGGGCUGGAUGUAGCACAGCUCUGUCACGAGGCUGUGGUGGCUCCUCUCCACGGCAUCCCCCCCUCUGAACUGUCCAACAUGCACCCCAGCCAAAUGAGACCUGUGGCCUACCAGGACUUUGAAAAUGUAUUCUGCAAAUUUCAACCCAAUAUAUCACAGAAAGAACUGGACAUGUACACAGAGUGGAACAAAAUGUUUGGUUGUAGUCAAUGA
Messenger RNA from Boleophthalmus pectinirostris (great blue-spotted mudskipper), 2121 nucleotides. It is a transcript of the gene fign, whose product is annotated as fidgetin. Gene Ontology annotation, molecular function: ATP hydrolysis activity; ATP binding; microtubule severing ATPase activity. The record is from RefSeq and is a predicted model, not a curated record. Lineage: Eukaryota; Metazoa; Chordata; Actinopteri; Gobiiformes; Gobiidae. The transcript has a single exon. The coding region runs from base 4 to 2121 and encodes 705 amino acids.